This is a messenger RNA of Aspergillus caelatus, 3195 nucleotides long. Its product is annotated as putative mRNA splicing factor RNA helicase (Cdc28). The record is from RefSeq and is a predicted model, not a curated record. The coding region runs from base 1 to 3195 and encodes 1064 amino acids. NCBI's taxonomy places the organism in Eukaryota, Fungi, Ascomycota, Eurotiomycetes, Eurotiales, Aspergillaceae. Gene Ontology annotation, molecular function: RNA binding; ATP hydrolysis activity. The transcript is spliced from 6 exons. Gene Ontology annotation, cellular component: intracellular anatomical structure; catalytic step 2 spliceosome.
AUGGACAAUCGAACAUUCGUGUCGGAUUCUCUCCUCCGCCUUACCAAUGUUUCCGACCCCACCGUCGUUGACUUUGUGCUCGCCACUGCCAGCUCAGCCAAGUCAGCGAAUUCAUUACAAGAGAAGCUCGUUCCUUUCUUGGAUGGAAGCACAGAAGAUAUUAAUGCGUUUUGUGGGGAACUCGGGCCCAGCAGCAAUGCUCAGCAAGAGCGCAGUGAUACCGCGCCGAAAAAGAAGUACCGAUUGAUUCAAAUGGAAGAUGACAAUCCAGACUCCACAAGCUCUUUAGGGCCCACGAACAUCGAAACAGAAAGGGAGAGGCGCAAACGCAAGGACAAGGAUCGCAACCGAACAAAGGAGGAACCCGGGGGGCACAAUCGCUGGGAAAAGGAAGAAAACAGGAAGCGCGGACGGAGCCAGGAAGAGAGCCGGGAUCGCCAUCGGUCCAGGAAGCUGCGACGACGAGAUAAAGGGGAUUUCGAUGAUCGCUGGGAAGAUGAGCAAAGCGGCGAUGAUGGAUCUGCGUCGCCCCGGUCGACCGACUCUGCAGACCUGGACCCAGAUACAAAGAAGGAAAUUGAGCGACGGCGGGACAUAGAAGAACGAGACGAGUUCGCGAAGCGGUUGGCCAAGAAGGAUGACAGCAAGAAUAAGAACAUCGUCGAAGACCGGACUAGAAAUAACGAUGCUUCCGCUAGAGCUGCCGCUAUGCCAGAACUGAGAAUGCGCUCUCGGCAAGAGUAUCUCAAGAAGCGAGAGACAGAACGACUAGCCCUCCUGCGCAGACAGGUCGCGGAAGAAGCGGCGGAGUUGCGUGAUAACCCCAAUUUGACACGGAGAGAGAAAGAGGAGUUUGCUAGAAAUCGUGAAGUACUUCGUAUUGCUGAGGAGCGGCUACGGAUCGAUGAUUACCGCGAUGGGUAUAUGAUGCCAGAUGACUAUAUUACAGAGAAGGGAAAGAUUGAUCGAAGGAAGAAAGAAGACGCUCUCUACAAGCGCUAUGUGGAUCGCGACGAAUAUGGACAAGAGCGGUUUAUUACUGAGCAUGAGGAGUGGGAGAUGGAGCAGACGGCCAAGGCAAAGGCGCAAAUCAACAGGGCAGAGUUCGUAGACGAAGGUGACUACGAGUAUGUUUUUGACGACUCGCAAAAGAUCAACUUCGUCAUGGAUGCCAAGAUGGAAGGGACUCGGAAGGCUAUGUCCCAGGAGCAACGUAUUUUUCAAGAAAAGCUCGACGCUGCCGAGAAGAAGGCGGCAUCGAUAGAGGAUACGCGGAAAAGUCUGCCCAUCUAUCAAUUUCGGGAGGAGAUCAUCCAAGCAGUCCACGAUCACCAAGUUUUAAUAAUUGUCGGCGAGACAGGUUCUGGUAAAACGACCCAGAUCCCGCAGUACCUUCAUGAAGCCGGUUUCACAAAGAAUGGGAUGAAGGUUGGUUGUACGCAACCUCGAAGAGUCGCUGCCAUGAGCGUUGCGUCUCGAGUAGCCGAAGAAAUGGGAGUGAAGUUGGGCAAUGAGGUCGGUUACGCCAUUCGUUUCGAAGACAACACAAGCGAUAAAACAGUGCUCAAGUAUAUGACGGAUGACUUGGGCCAGUACUCAGCGUUGAUGAUCGACGAGGCGCACGAGCGGACUGUGCCUACGGACAUUGCCUGUGGUCUGUUGAAGGAUAUUGCCAAGGCACGGCCAGAUCUGAAACUGUUGAUUUCCUCUGCAACAAUGGAUGCACAGAAGUUCCAGCAAUACUUUGACGACGCACCUAUCUUUAAUAUCCCAGGGCGACGUUAUCCCGUCGAUAUCCACUAUACAUCACAGCCAGAGGCGAACUACCUAGCCGCAGCAAUCACAACUGUUUUCCAGAUCCAUGUCACACAAGGCCCUGGAGAUAUCCUUGUGUUCUUAACUGGCCAGGAGGAGAUCGAGGCGGCUGAACAGAGCCUGCAGGAGACUGCGCGGAAAUUGGGGAGCAAGAUACCAGAAAUGAUAAUAUGCCCUAUCUAUGCCAAUCUACCAUCAGAGUUACAAACUAAAAUUUUUGAGCCGACGCCGCCGAAGGCACGGAAAGUCGUACUCGCUACGAACAUUGCCGAGACUAGUUUGACUAUUGACGGUAUUGUCUAUGUGAUCGAUCCAGGUUUUGUUAAGGAAAAUGUCUUCAAUCCCCGAACUGGAAUGGAAAGUUUGGUAGUAACACCGUGCUCACGUGCGUCUGCCAACCAGAGAGCCGGUCGAGCCGGUCGAGUUGGUCCAGGGAAAUGUUUCCGUCUCUACACGAAAUGGGCUUACUAUAAUGAGUUGGAGGAAAGCACAACCCCUGAAAUUCAGCGUACAAAUCUCAGUAGCGUCAUCCUGAUGCUCAAGUCACUAGGGAUUGAUCAGUUACUCGACUUCGACUUUAUGGACCCUCCGCCGGCCGAGACAAUUAUUAGAGCAUUGGAGCAGCUUUAUGCUUUAGGUGCAUUGAAUGAUAGAGGCGAACUGACAAAGGUUGGAAGGCAAAUGGCGGAGUUUCCGACAGACCCCAUGCUGGCCAAGGCGAUCUUGGCGGCGGACAAAUAUGGCUGUGUGGAGGAGGUACUUUCCAUUGUGUCAAUGUUAGGGGAGGCCAGCGCUUUAUUCUUCCGGCCCAAGGACAAGAAGAUACACGCGGAUAGUGCACGCAAUCGGUUUACGAUCAAGGAUGGCGGUGAUCAUCUGACAUUACUCAACAUCUGGAAUCAAUGGGUGGAUUCCGACUUCAGCUAUGUGUGGGCGAAGGAAAACUUCCUGCAGCAACGCAGUUUGACUCGGGCACGCGAUGUACGCGAUCAACUGGCGAAGUUGUGUGAUCGAGUCGAGGUCACUGUCAAUACAUGUGGAUCGAACAACCUGCAACCGAUUCAGAAAGCCAUCACGGCUGGGUUCUUCCCGAACGCAGCGCGCCUGCAACGCGGUGGCGAUAGUUACCGGACGGUGAAGAAUGGGCAAACAGUAUACUUGCACCCUUCAAGCACGCUGUUCGAAGUCAAUCCCCGGUGGGUAAUAUAUUUCGAACUCGUGCUGACGAGCAAAGAAUACAUGCGGAGCAAUAUGCCACUCCAGGCCGAGUGGUUAGUGGAAGUCGCGCCGCACUACUAUAAGAAGAAAGACUUGGAGACAUUGGGGCUCGAACGGAAAAUGAAAGGACAAGGAGCGGCAGGCGAGAAGAGUCGAGACUAA